This is a messenger RNA of Danio aesculapii, 3765 nucleotides long. It is a transcript of the gene kpnb1, whose product is annotated as karyopherin (importin) beta 1. Lineage: Eukaryota; Metazoa; Chordata; Actinopteri; Cypriniformes; Danionidae. The record is from RefSeq and is a predicted model, not a curated record. Gene Ontology annotation, biological process: protein import into nucleus. Gene Ontology annotation, molecular function: small GTPase binding; nuclear import signal receptor activity. The coding region runs from base 139 to 2769 and encodes 876 amino acids. Gene Ontology annotation, cellular component: nucleus; cytoplasm. The transcript has 22 exons.
UUCCGCGCGGCCUUUUCCUCGCGACAGCGGCUGAUGAGCAGAAGCGGUAACCGCGAGAACGGCUCGGCGCUUCAGCAUUAGGCGUGGACCGAUUUUACCGACCGACUGCACUCGUUCUGCCCACGCGGACCCGUCAGGAUGGAGCUGAUCACGAUCCUCGAGAAGACCGUGUCUCCAGAUCGGAAUGAGCUGGAGGCGGCGCAGAAGUUUCUGGAGCAGGCAGCCAUCGAGAACCUGCCGACCUUCCUGGUGGAGCUGUCGAAGGUGUUGGCGAACCCGGGGAACACACAGGUGGCUCGUGUCGCCGCCGGCCUGCAGGUCAAGAACUCUCUGACCUCCAAAGACCCGGAAGUGAAGAGUCAGUACCAGCAGAGAUGGCUGGCCAUCGACACCAGCGCACGCAGGGAGAUCAAGAACUACGUGCUGCAGACGCUGGGCACAGAGACGUACCGGCCCAGCUCCGCAUCUCAGUGUGUGGCGGGCAUCGCCUGCGCAGAGAUCCCAGUGAACCAGUGGCCGGAGCUGAUCCCACAGCUGGUGGCCAACGUGACGGACCCCAGCAGCACCGAACACAUGAAGGAGUCCACGCUGGAGGCCAUCGGCUACAUCUGCCAGGACAUUGACCCGGAGCAUCUGCAGGACAGCGCCAACCAGAUCCUUACCGCCAUCAUCCAAGGCAUGAGGAAAGAGGAGCCCAGCAACAACGUCAAGCUGGCCGCCACCAACGCGCUGCUCAACUCGCUGGAGUUCACCAAAGCCAACUUCGACAAGGAGACGGAGAGACACUUCAUCAUGCAGGUGGUGUGUGAAGCCACACAGUGUCCAGACACCAGGGUGAGAGUAGCUGCGUUACAGAACCUGGUGAAGAUCAUGUCCCUGUAUUAUCAGUACAUGGAGACGUACAUGGGUCCUGCACUGUUCGCUAUCACGAUAGAGGCCAUGAAGAGCGACAUCGAUGAGGUAGCCCUGCAGGGGAUCGAGUUCUGGUCCAACGUGUGUGAUGAGGAAAUGGAUCUGGCCAUCGAGGCCACGGAGGCCUCAGAGCAGGGCCGUCCGCCGGAGCACACCAGCAAGUUUUAUGCAAAAGGAGCCCUGCAGUACCUGGUGCCCAUCCUGACGCAGACGCUCACUAAACAGGAUGAGAAUGAUGACGAUGAUGACUGGAACCCGUGUAAGGCGGCAGGAGUGUGUCUGAUGCUGCUGGCCACCUGCUGUGAGGAUGAUGUGGUGCCGCACGUACUGCCCUUCAUCAAGGAGCACAUCAAACACCCCGACUGGCGCUACCGCGACGCCUCCGUCAUGGCCUUCGGCUCCAUCCUGGAGGGUCCUGAACUCAACCAGCUCAAACCGCUCGUCAUCCAGGCGAUGCCCACGCUGAUCGAGCUGAUGAAGGACCCCAGUGUGGUGGUGCGGGACACGACGGCCUGGACUCUGGGCCGCAUCUGUGAUCUGCUGCCUGAAGCUGCCAUCAAUGAAAUGUACCUGAGCCCGCUGCUGCAGUGCCUGAUCGAGGGGCUGGGGGCUGAACCACGUGUCGCCUCCAACGUCUGCUGGGCUUUCUCCAGUCUGGCUGAAGCGGCGUAUGAGGCCACAGACGUGGCAGAUGAUCAGGAGGAGCCGAGCACUUACUGCCUGUCCUCCUCCUUCGAGCUGAUCGUGCAGAAGCUGCUGGAGACCACCGACAGGCCGGACGGGCACCAGAAUAACCUGCGCAGCGCGGCGUACGAGGCUUUGAUGGAGAUCGUGAAGAACAGCGCGAAGGAUUGUUACCCGGCGGUGCAGAAGACUACGCUGGUCAUCAUGGAGCGGCUGCAGCAGGUCCUGCAAAUGGAGUCUCACAUCCAGAGCACAUCAGACCGAAUCCAGUUCAAUGACCUCCAGUCUCUGCUGUGCGCCACGCUGCAGAACGUGUUGAGGAAGGUGCAGCAUCAGGACGCACUGCAGAUCUCGGAUGUGGUGAUGGCGUCGCUGCUGCGCAUGUUUCAGAGCACCGCCGGCUCCGGAGGCGUGCAGGAGGACGCGCUGAUGGCCGUCAGCACACUGGUGGAGGUUUUGGGCAGUGACUUCCUGAAAUACAUGGACGCCUUCAAGCCUUUCCUGAUUAUCGGACUGAAGAAUUAUGCAGAAUAUCAGGUCUGCCUGGCCGCCGUGGGACUGGUGUGUGAUCUGUGUCGGGCUCUGAUGGCCAAUAUUCUGCCUUACUGUGAUGAAAUCAUGCAGCUGCUGCUGGAAAACCUGGGUAAUGAGAAUGUGCACCGCUCCGUCAAGCCCCAGAUUCUGUCCGUGUUUGGAGACAUUGCUCUCGCCAUUGGAGGAGAAUUCAAGAAGUACCUGGACAUUGUGCUGGACACUCUGCAGCAGGCCUCACAGGCACAGGUGGACAAGACGGACUAUGAUAUGGUGGAUUACCUGAACGAGCUGCGUGAGGGCUGUCUGGAGGCCUACACUGGCAUCAUCCAGGGCCUGAAGGGGGACCAGGAGAAUGUACACCCCGAUGUGAUGCUGGUUCAGCCGCGUGUGGAGUUCAUCUUGUCCUUCAUUCACCACAUCGCAGAGGACGAGGACCGAUCUGACGGAGUCGUGGCUAAUGCUGUGGGGCUCAUCGGGGACCUGUGCACCACCUUCGGGAAGGAUGUGAUGAAGCUGGUGGAGGUCCGUCCUCAGAUCAAUGACCUGCUGACUGAAGGCCGGAGAUCCAAAACCAGCAAAACCAAGACUCUGGCCACGUGGGCCGCCAAGGAGCUGCGCAAGCUGAAGAGCCAAGCCUGAUCUCCGGCUGUGGAGUUUCUUCUUCUUCUACCAGGACAAAUGGAAAUGAAAGCCCUGCGGUUCUUCUGUCUUUUAGAGCUGUGGACAGAAGUGCGUGUGCGCUGAUGAGUGUGUGUGCGAGUGUGAGAGCGAGUGUAAGAGCGAGAGAUUGACACACACCUUCAGUCCAGCUCCAGCAGAGGAACAGCGGCACACACCUCCACCUUCUCCACCUGCCCGCGUUCUCCAUCCUGACCCGAUCCUCCCCCCCGGCCCGAUCAGCUGCAGGACUGACCGUCACACACUGAUUAGCAGACGGCGGCCGCGGGAACCUGCUGCUGGAGCCAUGAUGGCGUGACUGGAGUGUGUGUGUGUGAGUGAGCGGAGGGCGGCGCUGUUUCCGCGUCGUCUCUCAAUAUUUCAACCAAUAAUAAAUAAAGAUGAUCAAUAUCUUGUUUGCGAUUGAGUGAGCUGCACUUGCGUUCCCUCAGCGAGCGGCAGUGGAGGCGUCCGGCCUCUCCUCACGGCUGCGUUAGAUUAUUGGCCUCCUCCUCCUCUGUGUUUCUUUAAUAAUAGUGAUGAUUGAGUAAUGGUUCUCUUACCGGUGUGUGUUAGUAUGGAUGUGCGGAUGGGAGCUUCACCUGCCCUGCCUAGGGAAGACUAUUGCCACUUCAGGCGCAGGCUCCAGCGGAGCGACGGGGAUAUUAGACACCUCCACACGCGACUUUAUUCUCCUUUAUUUGUUUUGCAGGAAACUGAGUGCCAAACCCAGCGGUGCAGAUGGAUUUGAGCUUAGUGUUACUCGUAGAAGAUGCGAAAUAAUAAUAAUAAACAUCACCGGCGUCGACCCGAUCAGCAUCGAUGUGCUUUUGGUUGUAAUUUUUUGUUUUUGUUUUCCUCUUGCGGCACUUAAUUGGAGUCAUUCACCGAGCUUUUAAGAAGACGAUGGACAGAAUCAGACAUUUGUAUGAGGUUAUAUUUUUCCAUUGAUAUGAAAAUAAAAUUAAAUUAAAUCUU